Messenger RNA from Ziziphus jujuba (common jujube), 2797 nucleotides. RefSeq lists its product as uncharacterized. Lineage: Eukaryota; Viridiplantae; Streptophyta; Magnoliopsida; Rosales; Rhamnaceae. The coding region runs from base 639 to 2513 and encodes 624 amino acids. The transcript has 11 exons. The record is from RefSeq and is a predicted model, not a curated record.
GGGCUGAAAGAAACACAUAAAGUGCUUCAGACAACCAAAUAGGCUUCGAAAAGCCAGGUCACUCUCUGUGUCUGCUGGGGAAGAAGAAGAAGAAGAAGAACUUAAUUUUAAAACAAAGAGAUUAGGAUUUAGGAGUGAGAGAGACAGAGAAAGAGAAAGAGAGAGAGAGAGAGAUAAAGUGUGUGUGUCUAUGUCUCUGUCUCUGUCUCUAUCUAUCUCGCUACAACUUUUGCACUGUUUUGCCAUCCUUUUUUUAUUCAUGAAAAUCAGAAAAAUACGUUUUUUGGGUAAUAAAUAAAAGUGUUAUAAGUGUUUUUGGAUUUUUAUUGUUGGUUGUAUUAUUUUAAUACAGUUGGGGGGUGGUUUGUCCCUCUGUUACGCUUUUCUUGGAUGACGGUUCAAGCUCGAAACCUCGUCGUUUUCCUCUUCUUCUUCUCCUGUGAGCUUUUGUUGUUUUCUUUCACGCUGUUCGAGAUAUAAACAAAAAAGAAAUGCAGGCAUUUGUGUUUCUGGGUCUCCUCCUUUGAAGUUUCCCGCUCUGUAAAAAAGUGUAUUAAUUUUGUAGCAUCGUUCUUUCAUUUUCCGGGAAAGUUCAAAAUAAAAUAAAAAAGAAAGCAAAAGGAAAAUAAAAGAAAAAGAUGAAUACCAGAGUCCGCACCAAUCUUCAAGGCAUGAAAGCUGCUGCUUUAAAUCAUGAUAAAAAGGAGAAGAUGGAAACUCGAGGGAGCAGGAUAAUGGGUACGGAGAAAACUGCGACUAAUCGACGUCGAUCAAUCAGAGAAAGGAAAAUGGCCUUACUGCAAGAUGUUGACAAGUUGAAGAAGAAGCUCAGACAUGAAGAGAAUGUCCACAGAGCAUUAGAAAGAGCUUUCACUAGACCUUUAGGAGCUCUACCUCGUCUCCCUCCUUAUCUCCCUUCAUAUACAUUAGAACUUCUUGCUGAAGUAGCUGUUUUGGAAGAAGAGGUUGUUCGGCUUGAAGAACAGGUUGUGAAUUUCAGACAAGGUCUCUACCAAGAAGCUGUCUAUGUAUCAUCUAAGAGAAAUGUCGAAAAUUGUAAUGAUCCAAUAGACCAAGUCUCAGUUAAAAGUAUCAAACAUCAGCGAUCAAAAUCUUUGUCCCAAUUUGAGUUCAACUCGGUGAAUUCUGCAGCCAAGUCUCAACCUUCUCUUGCUAGAACAACUUCAAGCAGAAGGCUAUUGUCCACUGAUACCAUCUCUGCUCGAACUGCGAACUGUUCUAGUAGACAAGUCAACGGAAGACAAGCUUCCAGGAGAGCAAGUACCUCUUCUUCAUUUUUCGAAGACGUGAGAGGAAAAGAGAAUUGGUUGUCUACAAAUUGUGUGAAAGAUAGGCCAUCUCCAGAAAAGAAAACAGCCAAAAUUGUAACCCCGGUGAAGAAACCUCCACUCAAGCCUGAACCAGCUGAGAAGUGUUUGGAUCCUGUGAGGUUACAGCUAGAAUGCAGAUUAGUAGACCAAGAAAGGGCACAGGAGAGUUGUUCUGGAUCUCCGGAUGAUAAGGUAUCGGAAGCUGACAGCUCACCUAAUAGAAUCUCGCAGGACAUUGUGAAAUGCUUGUCUAGUAUAUUGUUGAGGAUGAGCACAUUGAAGGAUAGAGUAGUGGAACCUGGGUCUUCCCAAUCAGCAUUAUUUGCUCGGGCAGGAAAUGGGGACACACAGUUUACGGAUCCAUAUGACAUCUGCUUGGAUGUCAAAAAUAAAGAUGUUGGCCCCUACAAGAAUCUUUGUGCCAUUGAUUCCAGUUCAAUUGACAUUAACCGUACGACAAGCGCAUUGUUCCUAAUACAUCGACUUAAGUCAGUAAUCUGUGCUUUCUCUUUCUUUAUGUUUUUGCUUGAGAAGCUUGCCUCUGUGAACCUAGAGAGUCUUAACCAUCAGCAAAAGCUUGCAUUCUGGAUUAACAUUUAUAAUUCUUGCAUAAUGAAUGGAUUUUUGGAGCAUGGUAUACCUGAGACUCCAGAAAUGGUUGUAGCACUAAUGCAAAAGGCAACAAUAAUUGUGGGGGGACACUUGCUGAACGCAAUAACAAUUGAGCAUUUUAUAUUGAGACUGCCUUACCAUUUGAAAUUUACUUGUCCAAAAGCUGUGAAAAACGACGAGAUGAGAGCUCGAAGUAUAUUUGGGUUAGAGUGGUCCGAGCCAUUGGUUACAUUUGCACUCUCUUGUGGAAGCUGGUCCUCUCCUGCUGUGAGAGUGUACACAGCAACUCAAGUUGAAGAAGAAUUGGAAGCAGCAAAAAGGGAGUAUCUACAGGCAGCAGUGGGUAUUACAAAGACAAACAAGAUAAUAAUACCAAAGCUAUUGGAUUGGUAUCUACUGGACUUUGCAAAAGACAUGGAAGCAUUGCUGGAUUGGGUGUGCCUCCAACUGCCAAAUGAAAUCAGGAAUGAUGCAGUUAAAUGCCUUGAGAGGAAGGGAAGGGAACCUCUUUCACAGUUGGUGCAGAUGAUGCCCUACGAUUUCAGCUUCAGGCUGUUAAUACACUGCUGAGAAUUUUUUUUUUUUUUUUUUUUGAGAGGGGGGGGGGGGGGGGGUGGGUGGGUGUGUGUUGUUGGGCCUCUGUGGCCAGUGGGUAGUUUUUGUAUACUGCUAUAGAUGAGAGUACAUAUAUAAUCUUAUCCUUUAGCAUUUUAUAAGGGAAGUGUGGGCAAAUUCAUCUUCUCCCAAAUACAGGUUUUGAGUGUGAGGAUUGGUCCAUUAAAGCCGGGAAAUAUACAAUGAAAAGGCAAUUUCUUCCAACUUUCUUUAUUAUUAUUAUUAUUAGUUUUCUAAUA